Molecule: messenger RNA, 7148 nt
Organism: Heterocephalus glaber (naked mole-rat)
Lineage: Eukaryota; Metazoa; Chordata; Mammalia; Rodentia; Bathyergidae
Gene: Usp45
Product: ubiquitin specific peptidase 45
Biological process (GO): protein deubiquitination
Molecular function (GO): zinc ion binding; cysteine-type deubiquitinase activity
Source: RefSeq, a predicted model, not a curated record
GUUUCAAGUGGAAAGCGGGGAAAAUAACAGCAGUCUCUCCCAGAAAGUAGCUGUGAGGAUCUAGUGGGUUAAUAUCUAGGAAGUGUGUAGAAUUGGAGCGCGAUACUGAGCGCGAUACACAGCAAAACCGUUUUGAGUCUGGUUGCCUGUAAAAGAUUUGAGUCCCGUUCCUGUUCCCUCAACCUGGAAAACGUAUUGCUUUAAUAAUUGUCAACCAUGAGUACAAUUGUACCGAGUCCUGUGAAUCCUGUCCACUCUCCAAACGUGGGAAGAGGAGGUCUUGAAGAUUCCCAGACACAAUUUUGAUGAAAGAAAUAAAUAACAGAUGCGGGUAAAAGAGCCAUCCAAAGCUUUACCUGAGAAAGGAAAAAGAAAUAGAAGGCCUUCAGUACCUCAUGAUGAAGAUUCUUCAGAUGACAUCGCUGGUUUAACUUGCCAACAUGUAAGUCAUGCUGUCAGUGUGAAUCAUGUGAAGAAAGCAAUAACUGAGAAUCUAUGGUCAGUUUGUUCAGAAUGUUUAAAAGAAAGAAGAUUCUAUGAUGGACAAUCAGUACUUCCUUCAGAUAUUUGGUUGUGCCUUAAGUGUGGUUUUCAGGGAUGUGGUAAAAACUCAGAAAACCAUCAUUCACUGAAGCACUUCAAGAGUUCCAGAACAGAGUCUCAUUGUAUUGUAAUUAAUCUGAGUACAUGGAUUAUAUGGUGUUAUGAAUGCGAUGAAAAAUUAUCAACACAUUGUAAUAAGAAGGUGUUGGCCCAGAUAGUUGAUUUUCUUCAGAAACAUGUUUCUAAAACACAAACAAGUACAUUUUCUAGAAUCAUAAAACUUUGUGAAGAAAAACGUGAAACAAGUGAAAUAAAGAGGGGAAGAAAAAGUGGCAGUGUGCCAUCUGUAAAAGGAAUUACAAAUUUAGGAAAUACUUGCUUUUUUAAUGCAGUCAUUCAGAACUUGGCACAGACUUAUAUUCUUAUUGAACUAAUGAAUGAGAUAAAAGAAGAUGGUACAAAAUUAAACAUCUCUCCUGCAGAUUCUCAGCUGGACCCAUUAGCGGUAGAACUUUCAAGCCCUGGACCACUGACCUCAGCCUUGCUCCUGUUUCUUCACAGCAUGAAGGAUACUGAAAGAGGACCACUUUCUCCUAAAGUUCUUUUUAACCAGCUUUGUCAGAAGGCACCUCGAUUUAAAGGUUUCCAACAACAGGAUAGUCAGGAGCUUCUUCAUUAUUUGUUGGAUGCAGUGAGGACAGAAGAAACAAAGAGAAUACAAGGUAGCAUUCUAAAAGCAUUUAACAACCCAACUACUAAAACUGCUGAUGAUGAAACUAGAAAAAAAGUCAAAGCAUACGGAAAAGAAGGUGUGAAAAUGAACUUCAUAGAUCGGAUCUUUAUUGGUGAAUUAACUAGCACAGUCAUGUGUGAAGAAUGUGCAAGUAUCUCCACAGUGAAAGAUCCUUUCAUUGAUAUUUCACUUCCUAUAAUAGAAGAAAGGGUUUCAAAACCUGUGCUUUUGGGAAAAGUGAAUAAAAACAGAAGCUUACAGGAGGCAGACCCUGAUCAGUACAGCGGUACUGUUGCUGUAGAAAGUGCUUAUCAACCCAGAGCUGCCAAGAAGUAUCCUUCAUCUAAAGAUAAGAAUCAUGACAGAAGACAUAUAAGACAGUUGUCAUCUGGAGAAGAGAAAACUGUUACUCAUCAGAAAAAUGCCAGUUUUGGGUUGAGAGGAGAGCCCUCAGCGUCUUUGAGCACUGUGGGCACCGAGGCCUCUCUGAACGAAAGCCCCAGCGAGGGCAGCGAGAAGGCCGCCAGUCAGUCUGAGAGCAGCGCUGAUGCCGACAGCGAGGCCUCGGAAUCCGAAAGUGCGCUGAAGCCCACAGUUCUCUUCCGACCUAGUGGCGAAUCUUGUGUGCACCUGGAUGGGUGCCUUCCCCAGCCAUCAGGCAGGGAAGUGCCACACGCCAAGGAGACAGGCAGUGGCAACGAGGGAAUGGCUGAAGCUAUUUCUCAGCUUUGUUUGAGCAGCACCAUAAUUGGAGAUGGAGAUUUUGACAGAGAAAAUCAGCCACUGAAUGUUCCAAGUAAUUUCUCAGAGGAGAAAUAUAUGAGGUCUCACAGUCCCCAAAAUGCUUUUCAGACCCUUUCUCAGAGCUAUGUAACUACUUCUAAAGAAUGUUCAGUUCAGUCCUGCCUCUACCAGUUUACAUCCAUGGAAUUACUAAUGGGGAAUAAUAAGCUUCUCUGUGAGAAUUGUACUGAAAAGAAACAGAAAUACCAAAAGGAAACUGGUUCUGCAGAAAAGAAAGCAGAAGGAGUUUAUACUAAUGCCAGGAAGCAAUUACUCAUUUCUGCUGUUCCAGCGAUCCUAAUUCUCCAUCUUAAAAGAUUCCAUCAGGCUGGUGUGACUCUUCGUAAAGUAAACAGACACGUAGAUUUUCCACUUACUCUUGAUUUAGCACCAUUCUGUUCUGCUACCUGUAAGAAUGUAAGUGUGGGAGAUAAAGUUCUCUAUGAUCUGUAUGGCAUAGUGGAACACAGCGGCUCAAUGAGAGGAGGUCAUUACACUGCUUAUGUGAAAGUGAGACUACCCUCCAGGAAGUUACUGGAACAUAUCACUGGAAAGAAGAGCAUACCUGGUUUGAAAGAACCUGAUCGAGAAUCAGGAGGCCAGUGGGUCCAUGUUAGUGACUCUUACGUGCAAGUGGUUCCAGAAUCGAGAGCACUUAGUGCACAAGCGUAUCUUCUUUUUUAUGAAAGAAUAUUAUAAUUAUUUUUUAAUUGUUAAUUAGUUAGCUCACUUUUAUUUGACUGCUGCAAUGGUAACCAUAACAUGUUAUGUGCCUUUGUAAUGUGUCUUCUGUAGGGAGAGCAUAUCCCUCAAAAAUGCUUAACUUUUUUUUUUCCAUUUUGGAGAAUGCUUUUACAGUCAAUUAAAUUUACUCAGUGCUUUCAAAUUAAUAUCUUAAAUGUAAAGACUUUUUUUUUCUUCAAAAAUUUGUCCUAGGGGACUAAACAAUUUACAGUAGUAGAAUAACGUCUUUAUGAUAUGGCUUAUCAUUACAAGCAUUCAGAAAUGAUCCUGGCUAAAUGAAAUCAUUCCUUAAUACAGUGUUUCUGAAAGGUGGUAACACUUUCCUGAUCUCAUGGAAUAUAUCCUGUGCCAUUAUUUACUUAUUAUUUUUUUAACAUUUUAGGAUUUUAUAACAGCCAUGUUAUGAGCAAUCAUAUUUCACAUUUUACAUGCUUAUUAUUUUUCAUAAUAUUAAAAUAAAUUUGUAACUAUUAAAGCAUUCAUCCAUGUACCACGCCAUUUAAAAAUCAUCUCAGGGCUAUCCUGUGGUAUAUAUGUGUAUCACUAUUUGGAAAACAUUGCUAUACCUGUAUGAAUGCUUAAUAUAACAUAGUUAUCGCCGCCUGCUGCCUGCUGUGCAAGCACAAGGACCCGAGUUCAAUCCCUGGUACCAAAAAAAAAAAUAUAUAUAUAUAUAUAUAUAUAUAAAACAUAGUUAUCAUGUCAUAUUUUAUAUAUGAUUCAGCCAUAUAAAAAGGUGUCACUGUAAUUUUAGUACUGUGGCUUUACAAGUAAUUAUUGCUGAGCUUAUUACUUUGAGGUUUUGAAAUUAUUGAAACAUUUUAUAAACAUAUCAUCUGCAGCCUAUUCGUGGAAGAGUUAGAUAAUUUAUAAGAGGUUGGCCAGGGUCAAAAUAUAAUUACAGAUAAUUGUAAUGUGCAAAAUUGGUAAAUAGAAGUUGAUAAUCUAUAUGGCACCAUAGGAUGCCUUUGAAAUUCAAGUUACCAAAUUAUAUUUGUAAAUGGUAGAGAAUUAUAUUCUUAUACUUACAGAGAAAUAAUAUGCAUUUUCUACUUCUGUAUUUCAGUAAAUAUUAAACAUUGUUUUAGGUUAUAGAGACCACUUUUGUGAGUGUUUUCAAAAAGCAUCAUUUAAUAGUCUAACUUUUUUUUUUUGGUACCGGGGAUCAAACUCAGGACCUUGCACUUGAGAGGCAGGCGUGGCGCCACUGAGCUAAAUCCCUGGCCAACAAGCAUCAUUUAAGUUUCGAGAGAAUUUAGCUUUUAAUUUACUGGGCCACAGAGCAAGUGCUUCUGUUUUAAAUAAUUGCAAAAACAUGGUAGUUUCCCUUCUUUAGAAUACAAAUUAUUAAGCUGAUAAAACAUGGCAUGAAAAAUACAACUCUUGGUUAGGCCUAAAUUUCAAAAAACCAUGGGUACUUUAGGGUCAUAUUAUUGUUUUGGGUUUUUUUUUUUUGCUACCGGGGAUUGAACUUGGGUCCUCUUGCUUGCGAGGCAGGUCGCGGAACCACUGAGCUAGAUCCCUGGCCCAGGGUCAUAUCAUUGAAUCAAAACGUAACUGCAUGGGUUCAGGCAUCCUAAUCAUUAGUGCCAAUGGAUGAUUCUAUAGGCAAAUAUUGAAUAAUUUCCUACAAAAGGGAGAAGGAAUAAAAAUAGUCAUUGUAUAUAAUGUGUGGAAAUAUUAGUCAAACCUAGUCCUUUGUAAAAAGUAAGUCUAUAGACUGUGUAUGUAUGUUUUUUGUUGUUGGUUUUUCUUUUUUGGUACUGGGGAUUGAACUUCGGUCCUUGCACUUGUGAGGCAGGCGGCAGAACCACUGAGCUAAAUCCCCAGCCCAGACUGUGUAUGUAUGUAUAAUACAUGACAUCAAGGUUACCAUGCUGCCUUUUGAUAUAUGGAUAAAUGAAAUUAUAACUAGUAUUAAAGAUAGUAAUAGUAUAUAAGAUGCAGAGGUUUAAAAUGUCAUUGCAUAAAUUCUAUUUUUAAGGUGUUGAAAUUUCUGUAGUAUUGUUUAUCUUGUUCUUUAACAAUCAAAAUGAAGAAAUACAUCUUUGUUAAUCUGCAAAGGCAGGUUGUGUCAUGUGAAAGGUAGUUUUGUUUUUUUUUUUGCUGGGUGCAGUGGUGCAUACCUGUAAUUCUAGCACUCAGGAGUUUGAGGCAGGAGGAUCACUUUGAGUUUGAGACCAGCCUGGGCUACAUAGUAAGUUCAAGGCUGGCCUGAACUACAUAAUGAGACCUGUCUCAAAAAAAAACCAAAAGAAAAAAGUAAAAGGUAGUUUUUAGUAUUUCCUGUUUAACUGUAAUCAUUUAACAUUAAAGAUUUCAGUAUCAGAGCAAUGUAUUUUCUGAAAAAUAUUAAAUUUCUAGCUGGGCGUGGUAGCGCACACCUGUAAUCGCAGCACUUAGGAGGCUGAGGCAGGAGGAUUGCCACAAGUUCAAGGGCAGCUUCAGCUACAUAGUGAGUUCAAGAUCAUCCUGAACUACAUAGUGAGACCCUGUCUCAAAAAGGAAAAAAGUAAAAGGUAGUUUUUAGUGUUUUCUGUUUUAACUGUAAUCAUUUAACAUUGAGAAUUUCAGUAUCAGAGCAAUGUAUUUUCUGAAAAAUAUUAAAUUUCUAGCUGGCCGUGGUGAUGCACAACUGUAAUCGCAGCACUUGGGAGGCUGAGGCAGGAGGAUUACCACAAGUUCAAGGGCAGCUUCAGCUACAUAGUGAGUUCAAGGUCAUCCUGAACUACAUAGCAAGACCCUGUCUCAAAAAAAAUUAAAUUUCUUUAUUCAAGUAAGCCAUCCUGGUAAUUGACAACCCAUCCCCCUCAACAAAUAUAAAUAAUACUGCCUCGUUUUUCUUCCAGAAAAGACUAGUAAGAGGUAUGCACUUUUCAUUGGAUAGGUAUCUUUCUCUUGUUUCAGAUAGAUAUCUAGCUAGAUACUUACACUUGGCAUGAGUCAGGUAAUGUGAGGACACUAUUUUACCAUCUUUUAAAAUGGAAAGACCUCUACAAAAUUGAGACAUUAUUCUAGAGCAGUGAUGGAGAACCUUUAGAGACCGAGUGCCCAAACUGCAACUCCAAACCUACUUAUUUAUUGCAGAAUGCCAACACUGCAAUUAAACCUGAAUAUUGAGGGUUUCCUUUAGAAAAAGCAACUGUUAUGUGAUGCUCGGCUGCUGGGGUAACUUGGCUUGUGUGCCUGUAGAGGGCUCUGCGUGCCUGCUGCAGCAUCCAUGCUCUAGGUGUGCCACCACUGUUCUAGAGUAACAUGAAAAUAAAAUGCUUUUAUUUUCAUUUCCUUAGUGAUAAAUGAGCGAAUUCUGAAGUUUAUUUUUUUAUGGCAUAGAAUUUAUGGAUGAAUUUUUAUUGUCAUCUGAAAAUAGAAAACAUUUGAUUUUGAUAUUCAGAAUUUCCUAAAUAUGGCUUUUGUAAGAGAGAAAGCAUGUUAAAUUACAUAUUACUCCACAUUUGAACUUUUAUUUUUAUUUUGAAGUUUUCUGAAGUAAAUUUGCAGAGAUAUUAAAUAGUGAGGCUACUGUAAUAAGAGUAUUCAGAUCACCUCAGGAAAUAGUAUAAAUAAAUGAGUUUACAGAUCACACAACUAUACAACUGUCACAGUGUUUGGCUGAAUGAAUUUAAGAAGUAAACAAAGACAUUUCACUAACUAUUUAUAAAGUGGUUUACAGAGUAUGUCUAGGUUCAGUUCCCUCUAGUUUUUCCAUAUUUAAAAUGAUAAAAUUUUGAUUGUGUCAACUAUAUGAAUAUUUUUGACAUAAUCAAGCAGAUCUAUGCUUAAUAUUUUGUCAUUUAAUGUUUUUAAAAAUUAUAUGAAAAUCACCUUUUUAGGUGGCCAAGGAGAGUGUUAUGUAUCAAAAAAAUAGUUGAUAUACCAACAGAGCUAUUUUACUGUAUUUAAUAGCUCUUAGUUCACAUAUGUGAUGACUUCAUGCAGUGAUUUUAUGCAAUAUUGAAUAAAAUCUUCUGAAGAUUAAGCUGUGAAAUGUAUCAUUCUUCAACUAGUUUUUGUAAUACAAGGUUCCAUCUUCCUACUUUUCUUAACUUUGUAUUCAUAAUUAUUUUUCUGCAUGAUACCUGAUCCAAUAAGCCUUCAGCAAAUAUGUGCAAUAGACACAAACUUUUAAAUAGUAUACUGUGUGUCAAGAGCCUGAGGCAGGAGGAUAGCCACGAGUUCAAAGCCAGAAGCUGGCCUGGGCAACAUAGUAAGUUCAGGGCCAGCCUGAACUACAAAGCAAGACCCUGUCUCAAAAAACCAAAAAAAAAAAAAAAAGUAUACAGUGUGUUAAGACUAUUUCUAUAUUUAAAAUAUUGCUGUUUAUGUAGAAAUCAUCAAUUCAAAU